AAUGUGUAUUAUCCUGCCUCUGCUUUAAGCGCUCCCAUGCACGCCGCCUUCACGUGCAGGCCGCACUGCAACGUACAGAUGACGGAUCGACUUUUUUCAACUCGUGGCUGAGGAAGGUUGAUAGUCCAUCCACCUGUAUGGCGUCCUGUUUGUUCCGGCUAUUGUUGCCAUGGCAAAUAUAAACAUUCAAUGGGAGCAUGCACGGUUGUUAUGGGAACGGUCUGCGCGAGCACCAAGGAAGCAGGAAAGAGCGAAUCUGGUUACUGAGUACAAAACAUGGUUUCCUCAUAAGCGCAUGCAGCAAACUCACAAACUGUAGAGAGAACUACAUAAAAGUAACCUGAGGAAAAUGUCAGUACUACAAUCCACAGCAGCUCCAGCAGAUGGGAAAUUACAACGCCGUAUUCCAAGCCUGCCAACCAUCAAGCCAGACAGGCUAAAAACAGCUAAAACACUGGUAGAAAAAGCAGUAAAGUUGAGGAAAGUCUUUUCAGUGCAUGGACCUUAUCCUGUGAUCCGUGCUGCUUUAUGGGCCAGAGGGUGGGUGGAACGUCGUUUGCCCCCUCCUGUGCAGAGAACACCUCAUUGCCUUGGUGAUGAAGAAGAGGAUAGAGACGAUGGUGAUGUCUGUGCUGAUGUUUCUGACGGAGUCGAUGGAGGCGAGAAAGAGGAGACCCUUGAUGACAUGUACAACCUCAUGUCACGCCUGGUUCGAAAUGAAACAACAUAUUUCUACUGGACAACACGCCGAGAUUAUAUAGACUGCCAUUCAUUAGACAACGACCAAGUAACCAACCACUAUGCGAACUCUGCAGCGCUCACCACCAAGGUGGGGCUCUGUUUGAACUUGCGUAACCUUAGGUGGUUUGAUGCAGCAGAUCCUGACACCUUCUUCCCAAGGUGCUACAGGCUUGGGGCUGAGGAUGAAAAGCAUUCAUUCAAAGAGGAUUUUAGGAGGACAGCAUGCACCAGCCUGCUUCAGCAUGUGGUUGAGACAAGCAAAUGGAAGCAAGACAGAGCAGAAGACAUGAAUGACAGCCAUCAACAAUUUGUUGCUCCUGGUAUUAUCGACUUGGCUGUACAUGUGUGUCAAGACUUUCUCAGUGUUUUAGAGCACAGUGACAUUGAUGUGACUGUAGAAACACCCCCCUCAGUGGAAGAGGGGCAGUGGGCCAAGUUUAUGGAAGAUUACUACAAGGUUGUGCAUGAAGGUGCUUUGAUCAGGGGUAGCAGUGCGUUUGUGGAGCGCUGCCAGGCAAUGUUAAUCAGGCUGCAGGAAGUUUGCCCUCAGCUAAACACAGAUGGACUCAAUAACAUCUGGAUCAUCAAACCAGGUGCCAUGUCAAGAGGACGAGGUAUCAUGUGUAUGAAUCGUCUGGAUGAGAUUUUGGCCCUCGUAGACAGUGAUAGAGUCCCCAAAGAGAGUAAGUGGGUGGUACAGAAAUACCUGGAACGUCCCCUGUUGGUCCAUGGCACCAAGUUUGACCUUCGUCAGUGGUUCCUGGUCACCGACUGGAACCCUCUGACUGUCUGGUUCUACAGAGAAUGCUACCUGCGCUUCUCCACUCAGCCUUAUUCCACAAAGUCACUGGACAGCUCAGUCCACCUGUGCAACUACUCCAUCCAGAAGCACUUCCAGCUAUCCAGUGACCGCCAUCUAGAAGUGCCCAACGACAACAUGUGGUCCUGCUCUCAGUUUAAGGCUUUUCUGCAACAACAAGGCCGUGGGGCAGAGUGGGAGUCAGUGGUGGUCCCAGGCAUGCAACAAGCGGUGGUCAGAGCUCUGCAGACAACCCAGGAUCUGGUUGAGCCCCGCAAGGCAAGCUUUGAGCUCUAUGGAGCGGACUUUAUGUUAGGCAGGGAUCUGAGGCCCUGGCUUCUGGAGAUUAAUGCUAGUCCAACUAUGGCCUGUUCCACUGCUGUGACUGCUCGCCUCUGCCCUGCUGUGCAACAGGACACACUGAGGGUUGUUCUCGACAGACGGACUGAUCCAAAUGCUUACACAGGAGGCUUUCAGCUGAUCUACAAACAGGCUGCAGUUGAAGUGCCUCACUAUGUGGGCGUGAACCUGCUGGUGGAAGGAGCCCCAAUAAGGCGAUCAACAUCUAAACCACCUUUUAAAAUUCAGUCAUCAUUUGACCAGUCAUCAUCAGAAGGUGUUAAAACAGCACAUAACACAUCAACUCAGAGGUCUACCAAAAUCUCUGCUUUCCUCCAUUCAGACAAGGAAAACCAAACUGUUGGAGAUAAAAAGAGGCAGCUGACAUCAACAUUUCUUAAGAGAGGAGACAAGGGGAAAACAGGAGGUCAGAUCACCUCCUGUGUUCGCAGGUUCUGUCGCAGCCUGACAGUUGAACAGCCCCUGUUGGUUCACAUUGAACCUCGGAGGAAAACCAGGCGUUUGGGUUUGAAACUUGGUCCCAAAGGGGCGACUCUAGUCCCACGUAGUCUUUCCUUUUCCCUCAGCCACCCUCACAGCAUGUUAGCUUGUCAAUCUCAGCCCAAUCCAGGUCAAAGAUUGCACAUUUCCAGAUCCUGCUUACCUCAGUCAACUGCUGGACCACAGCUGAAGACUUCUGCCAGGGUUUUUCCUCCUCUUCAGGGUCCACUUCCUACCCUGGAUAUUUUGAGCUUAAGGCCAAACAUUGUUGCCAAAACUAUACCAUGUUGUCAAGCAAACUUGUCCUUAAAUCCUAGCAUCCACAUGAAACAGUUGUUCCCCUGCUCUGGAAAGCAAAUCCCAGCCAAAUGUAAAGGUGCAGUCUCAGUAGGAUAUAAACACUAGGGGUGUCAUGUGUUACCAAAAUGGAGGACAAACAGCGACAAGUGAUCAAGAGCUUAUGCCAGCAACAGCAGAUUGCUAGUGUGCAGGACUUUUGCAUGAUUGUAGCAUCGGUCAAACUAUUAUAACAGCAUCAGAUUGAUAUGUAGAAAUUAUAUUUAUAUUGAUUUAUAUGUAGAAAAAAUGAGAUUCACGGUGGAGGCACAUUAUUUUCAUAUAUUUCAUUCACGUAGUUCACGAGUUUUAAAGAACAUCAAGACAAUUACAUGUUAACUACUCACAGAAGGAGUACAUCUUACACAUAACAUGUUCCAGUGAUACAUUUAACACUCAAACUACCAAGGCAGUAAUUUAGACUGCUUUCAAAAUUGACAGUUAUCCAUAAUUGUCAUGUCCAUGUCUGACGACAGGACACUCAUCAUACAAAUUCAGUGAAGUUCUGCUGAUGGGUAAUCAAGUUUCUGUUUUAUGGUCAAACACAACAAUUUGUUGCAUUGCCAUGGCAACAUUGUUCAACAAACAGUUGACGUUUCAUUGUUAUGGUCCUAUGAUGACACCAACCUAUUUUCAAGGCAGGAUACAUUUGAUUUCAUUUCACAAAGAAAAUGGAUUCAGUUCGAGUUUGUAUGUGUAAUUUCAGAGAAGUUAUGAUGGUGUCAAUGAAAUAAAUAAAAUACUCAUUACUUACAAUUUUCA
Molecule: messenger RNA, 3478 nt
Organism: Notolabrus celidotus (New Zealand spotty)
Lineage: Eukaryota; Metazoa; Chordata; Actinopteri; Labriformes; Labridae
Gene: ttll3
Product: tubulin tyrosine ligase-like family, member 3
Exons: 13
Coding region: 350-2785 (811 amino acids)
Biological process (GO): cilium assembly; protein polyglycylation; cilium movement
Cellular component (GO): cilium
Molecular function (GO): protein-glycine ligase activity, initiating
Source: RefSeq, a predicted model, not a curated record